GAAGUGGUUUAUAAACGCACCGGUGAUAGCGGAAGAAGAUGUUUUGUUUUUGGUGGCACCGGCGUUCAAAUCGAAAUCACGAUUGCAUCUAGAGAGUCGCACCUGCCAUAAUGUCACGGAGUUCCGAGAAGUUGGCGGAGUUGAAACAAUUCAUCCACGAUCACCUUUUACAGGUUGAUGUGAGAGGGCAUGUAGAGAAAGUUUUGCGUGACGUACUGGACGGCAAACAAGUUCACAAAGCUCCUCUCAAUGAAGCAGACAUACUAGAGGAAAUCGUAUCGCGAGGGCUGGUAGAGGAAGUGCUGGAGAGCCUCAGAGUGGGGCUCUAUGGCGAACCGGAGCAUGGGUCAAAUAAACCUAUAGCCGAGACAGUGAACAAGGAGACUGCGAAUAGCGCUGCCCCUUCACCACAGAAGGGGAGCCUAGACCCGGCCAGGAGACACCUGUACCUGCAUGUUGUGAGUGGCAAAGCAUUCCUCGAACAUCUACAACAACCGUUUUCUUUCCAUGGUCAGUCGUCGUCCACGUUCACGCUGCACGUACAUUACUGCGGCCAGCGUUUUCGCUCGCGUCCCGUCGCCUGCGCAUGUGAGCCGGACUUCGGUGAGGGAUUCCUGCUGGAGCUGCACAAUGAUGCCUUGGGCGAUGGGGCGAAGAUGGCCGACACAACAACUCUGCUGGGGAUGUGCGAUCCAGUGCAUAUGGUGCUGGUGAGUACCAACCCCAGCGGAGAGGACACACUGGUUGCCUCGCACAACCUAGAGUGGCGCCAUCUACUGACCAGACCAGCCUCGCGGUCCAAUACGGCCAUUGAACUGACUGGCAUAGGCAGAGAGAGCAAGAUACCGGUGGGAGUGUUGGAGGUUAGACUGGAGUUGAUACCGUCUCUGACGCAAACACUGGAUGAAGAUCUGCUAUCGACACAGCUGGGUUUGGAGAGGUCGAGGAGUGCGGAGAGCGAAAGGUUGUUUCUGGUGUAUGCGAAGGAGUGGUGGAGGGAAUACCUGCAGGUCAGGGAGUCCCACAGCAGCAGGCUAGUGAAGAUCUUUGCCCAGGACGAGACAGCGAGUCACCGUCCCGUAUGCACCUACCUGUGGCCGCUGACCGCCGGACGGCUGCUGGACACGCCGCGGCAGGCCGCGCGAUUCGUGUCGUUGAUUCCCUACGAGAAGACGAGCAGCGUGGGAGCGGACGAUAGCGUCGAGCUGUGGGCCAGCCCUCACGCGUUCCUCGCCCGACGCCGAGGGGACUGUGAGAAUCACGCGCUGCUACUCUGCGGUCUCCUUCUUGGAUUCGGCCUCGAUGCCUACGUCUGCCUCGGGACCAAGACGAAGGGGGCGCCACAUGCCUGGGUCAUGACCCUCGGCCUAGACGGACAGGUCAUCUUUUGGGAGAGUCUCACGGCGAACAGGUACCGAGCAUCGGCUGUCGUGUUCGUUCGAGCCCCUGCCGUGCACGUUGUUGUGUCCUCCCCAUUAGUUAUCAUCAAUAUUUAUUAUCGUCGUUAUUAUUAUAAUGCACGCGUUAACACGCGUCUAAGCCUGCCGCGCGCGUCGUCGUGUCCUCCUCAGCCGUCCGACCGCGUAGAGAUGUGUGACUUCACGCUGCCGAACGAGUCUCGCUGGAAGCCGAUGUCGUCCGACGCCAUCCGCUCGCUGCCGGCGCCACCUGGCUGGACGGCGUUGCCGCUGCGUCCGCCCGUGCUCGACGUGCGGCUCGUCGCCGCCGACCUGGAGCUGCAGCUGCAGGCUCUCGUCGCAGAAGUCCGGCGGGACCAGGGUCUGUCGACGCACUGGGAUACACAGCUCAGCUACCUUCUCACUCCUGCAUUGGCAGCCUACGAGAUGGAGCGAUCCACAGGCGUGACGGCUGGGAACGAGGAGUUCCAGCAUGCGAUCAGAGGAGCCGUCCCCGAAGGUCACGUCUUCAAGGGCUUUCCGAUUCAGUUCAUGCACAGGAAUGCCCGUCGCAUAUAUGCGAAUUCGCUCAAGGCUGAGAAGUGCCAGGAGGUGGUCAGUUGCCGCGGUGACCACGUCAGGCUGGCCAUCAGAGUUCGAGUGUUCUCCUACCCAGAGGACGUGUGCGCUGUGUGGGUGAUGUACGCGUGCACCUACCGCUCUGUGGUGUGACAUCAGCUCUGAGGUAGAGGGCGCCAGUGUACAGCUACAUACGCCUACCGCUCUGUGGUGUGACAUCAGCUCUAAGACAGAGGGCGCUAGUGUACAGCUACAUACGCCUACCGCUCUGUGGUGUGACAUCAGCUCUAAGACAGAGGGCGCCAGUGUACAGCUACAUACGCCUACUGCUCUGUGGUGUGACAUCAGCUCUGAGGUAGGGGGCGCCAGUGUACAGCUACAUACACCUACCGCUCUGUGGUGUGACAUCAGCUCUGAGACAGAGGGCGCCAG
This is a messenger RNA of Priapulus caudatus, 2408 nucleotides long. RefSeq names its product centrosomal protein of 76 kDa-like. Bases 111 to 2129 code for a protein of 672 amino acids. Lineage: Eukaryota; Metazoa; Priapulida; Priapulimorpha; Priapulimorphida; Priapulidae. The record is from RefSeq and is a predicted model, not a curated record. The transcript has 16 exons.